Messenger RNA from Poecile atricapillus (Black-capped chickadee), 6445 nucleotides. It is a transcript of the gene MLEC, whose product is annotated as malectin. The coding region runs from base 44 to 877 and encodes 277 amino acids. Gene Ontology annotation, molecular function: carbohydrate binding. The record is from RefSeq and is a predicted model, not a curated record. Gene Ontology annotation, cellular component: membrane. The transcript is spliced from 5 exons. Lineage: Eukaryota; Metazoa; Chordata; Aves; Passeriformes; Paridae.
UGUCGGCGGCAGGAAGGGGCGGGCGCGGCGCCGGGAGCGCGACAUGGUGGGCGCUGGUGCGCGCGGGGCGCCGCUGCUGCCGCCCGUGCUGCUGCUGCCGCUGCUGCUGCGGGGCGCGGCGGGCGGCAUCGCCGACAGCGUCGUCUGGGCCGUCAACGCGGGCGGCGAUGCCCAUGUGGACGUGAACGGCAUCCACUUCCGCAAGGACCCGCUCGAGGGCCGCGUGGGCCGAGCUUCUGACUAUGGUAUGAAACUGCCCAUCCUGCGGUCCAACGCAGAAGACCAGAUUCUCUACCAGACGGAGCGUUACAAUGAGGAAACCUUUGGCUAUGAAGUUCCCAUCAAAGAGGAGGGUGACUAUGUGCUGGUGUUGAAGUUUGCAGAGGUCUAUUUUGCACAGUCUCAACAGAAGGUAUUUGAUGUUCGCUUGAAUGGCCACGUGGUGGUGAAAGACUUGGACAUUUUUGACAGAGUCGGACACAGCACAGCUCACGAUGAGAUCAUUCCCAUGAGUAUUAAAAAGGGGAAACUGAGUGUCCAGGGAGAAGUUUCAACAUUCACAGGAAAGCUACACAUUGAGUUUGUAAAGGGCUACUAUGACAAUCCGAAAAUCUGUGCCCUAUACAUCCUGCAAGGAACAGUGGAAGAUGUUCCAAAGCUGCAGCCACACCCAGGUCUGGAGAAAAAAGAGGAAGAUGAUGAUGAAGAUGACUAUGAUGAUGGCUCCAGUGUCAAAAAACAGGCAAAUAAGAACCGUGUUCAAUCAGGCCCACGUACACCAAACCCCUAUGCCUCAGACAACAGCAGCCUCAUGUUUCCUAUAUUGGUGGCCUUUGGUGUCUUCAUUCCUACCCUCUUCUGCCUCUGCCGAUUGUGAGAGCAAGCCUCACAGUGCAUCAGCCCAGGGGCUGGGAGGGAAGGAGUUGGACCAAAUAUGGUUGCUUUCAAUUUCUCCAUAUUGUUCAUAAUUUAAGGGAAAAAAAAAAAAAAAAAAGAGAGAUGAUUCAUUUGGAAUGAAUAGCAGGUCCAGGUAAGAGGGAGCUUACCUUCCCCCUUCCAGCAAGCAGCAAGGCCCUCGCCUUCCCCUUUGCACCAUGUGCAGCCUCUGAUUCUCCCUGGGGCAUCCAAGAGUGAACUGAGUCCUGGCUGAGUGUGUAUUGGGCCAUUGAAAGCUGAUGCUACCAGUCCUGGGCCACGUCCCACACUGAGAGAAAGCCAUGUGCUGUAGGAUCUCUGCCUUUACUGGGUGGAAUACAGUUCCUCAAGCAGGAAAGCAGUCCUUAAAACAAGGCUGGGGUACACAUUUUGUCCAGGAGCGUGGAAGUGUUGUGGUGCUGUUGGGUGUCAAGCGACUGCAGAGGACAUCUCAGCAUCUCCCUGAAUGUGCGCAGCACAAUGUAUGGUACUCGCCUGCCUAAAGAUACCAAGGCUCCAGACCAGCCUCCGUGGAGAUGAUCCCUUCCUAAGACUGCAAGCUGCGCCAGGAGCAGAGGGAUUUAUCUGGCCUGAUUUGCUGCACCAGUUGGGAGAGACUUUCCUAGUCUGGCAGUUGCAAUGUUUGUUCCAUCGCAGAGGGAUUCUGCUGUAGCCUGCAAGAGGCUGACGUUGUUAGCGUCUGAUCAGAUGCACUUGUUUUCUGUAUCAAUUAUGGCUUUUGUUUCCUUUAAUAUCCUUUUAUUUUCAAAGGUUUUGUUUUAAGCCCAGUUCCUUGUUUUGCCUUUCCUAGCAAGUGACCUCUUCUUUGGAAGAAGCUGAGAAUCAGGUGAACUAGAGAGGAGGUUCAGGACUUGUUCCUUAGCCUUCCUAAUGGUGAGCUCCCUUCUCCGUGACUCUAACCAACCUGUGCUGUAGGACAGAGCAGAGCAACCUGGUGGAUGCUCCCUGUGGUCUGUCAGUCCCUCUCUAGGGACCAGCCCUGCCCAUGGCAGUGAGAAGUGGAGCUGGUCAGUGUUUGCAGUGAGUGAGUUUGGCCUUUUGCAUAUCCAAGCCCUGUAGUGAAGGGGCAGAUGUCCAACAUUUCAGUCCUGCAGAGCAAGGUGGUUUGUUGCCAUCCAGAGAUCUGGAAGUGAGCAAUGCACUGGAGACAAGGUCACCUGCUUCCCCCGGGGAUAUUUCUGCAGGAGGCUUCUGUUUCCAAAUGCAGAGCCUGUGCCUGCCUGGCAGAGGCUGAACAGAGCGAGAGCCACUGCUGCACCUUCUGUUCCAGAACUGCAGGCCCUGAGGAACUGCCUUCUCACAAUCUUGGCCUCCAAAAUGUUGAGCAUUUCUGGUUGACCAGGAGGGAGAUGUUCUGUUCUGGAGCAGGAUCUGUCCCGGGCAGGGUUGGAUUUUUGCAGAUCAGCUUUGUUGCUGCUGAGCUCUCAGCUCACAGAGUGCUUUACCUCACACUCUCUCCAUUGUCCUCAGAAGUAUUGGGUCUUUCCCCAGAGCAGUGGCACUGAGCAGUGGCCUCCGUGCUGCUCUGCCUCUCUGAGCCUGCAUUUUUCUAGCAGUUGUUCCUGGGUUUGAUCCCCUGCAGCGGCUCAGCCUUUCUUUGAGCUGAGCAGGGUCAGCAGAAUUACUGAGUUUCUGGCAAGGGAGCUGGAAGAGCAGCCUUUUCUGUUCUGCUGGGCUCAGAGAGCUGAAGCCUUCGCUUCCUCUUAACCCUCAAGCUGUGAUAGGAGCUGUCAGCUCAGGGGCUCCAGCGUGGAAGCUGGGGGAGGUGACAAAAACGCUGCUCUCUGCAGCAGUGCCACUGAACCUUGCCUUUCUGAUCACAUCACUGCUACAGGCCUGACCCUAAUUCUAUAUCUGUGAGCUGAAAAACAAGUCGUACCUUAAUUAUCUCUUUCCAACUGCACAAAGGGUAGUUUGGGACAGAAGGAAGAGUCCCUGCCCCAGUUAAAGGAAAAUACAGGCUUUAGAGAGAGCAGAUCUUGAAGAACAAACCUUAGGAUGAAAGGUGGUAAGCUUGAAGUUGUCUGCUUCAUCUUCUAGCUACUGUUAAAAUCCUAAUACUUACAAAUCUGUUAUAAAAUAUGACCUCUGAUUUGUUCAGUGACAGUGCCUGCAGGGAUUCUCCAGCAUUUUUGGGAUUGCUCUAACUGGAUAGAAGAGACAUUUAGAUCUCUAUCAGUUUUGAGAACCAUGAACUGUGAUGAUUUGUUAAGCAAAGAACCUGGGGUUGAAAGCAGGCGUCUCUCUAAGGAGCUGCUCUCCUCCAGGCCUUUUAGGGUGCAUUUUAUUUGAGCAUCCUUGAAGCAAGGAAUCACUUGACUUCUUGUGGCUCACCCAGUAAUCUCAGCACCUUGCCUACCAUGGGAGAAAGGGUGUGUGUUUAGAUGUGCAGAAGUCAGAGACAAGUCUAGGAUAGUUUAUCCUGGCCUCUCCUAGCAGCCAGGGCACCCAUUUGGUGCCAUCAGCUGCCCCAAGGCAGAGCUGUACAAGCUGUGAUCUAGUUUGUUCCAUUUGCUCAGUUCAAAUGAACUUGUCUUAUUUGAAUAAGAAUAGGAAGGAGAAAUAGUUUGUCCUUCAUGGCUUCAAUUUAUUUGUUUUGACUGGUUUUAUGCAUCUUUCUCACUACAAGGCUGAUUUCUGGAGGGUUCCUGCCCCUGUUAAGAUCCUGUGAGCAGUUUCCUUCCUAGUCCAUCCUCUCCUGACAGGUUUGCUUUAGAAGGAGCCUUCAAAGAAAGCGUGUGGGAGCACUGAGGAUGGUGGGGGAUAGCCAGUCAGCACCUUGCUGGGAAUACUGGAGUAUGGUAUAGCUGGAAUACUCCAGCUCCCCUGGCCAUCUCUGUUUAGUAUCUGUAAACCAGACUCAUGGGUGUAAUGAGGUACCUGGUCCUGACCAGGGAAAGAAAAGAUAGGGCAGAUAUGGCAAUUUUAUUAAAGCUUCCACUUAAUAAAGGGAAAAUCACUGUCUGUGAUGUUUCAGGCCUGGAUCCAGCCUCAGUGUAGUGGUUUCAAAGCUUAUUUUAAUUGUCCUUCAGCCCCUCCUUUAAGCCAGGCUAUUGAAGUCUUCUGUGUGUGUGACUACACAUCUCUGACCCUUUUGAGUGUCCCAGGUGGCAGUGAACAGAAAGCCAAAUGAAUUCCCUUCUCUUUUUGGUGCCUUUGUCUCAGGCUUUGAAUAAAAGUCUAUUUGAAGAAGCUUCUUUUUUUUUAAGGAGCUUCUGAGUUUUUUCUUUUUCUUUAAGGGACAGGCAUUCCCUGCCCUUGAGAUCAGAUGGGGACUGUCUCCCUGUCCCCAGAUGCCAGCUCUGGAGGUCACAGCUGAAGUAGAGAACUGUGAGCAAGUUUCUUUAUUUUCAGCCCUUAAAGUCAAUGGAAGAAAAGUCUAGCAGGGGAUAGAAGAACUGGAAGAGCUCCUUCAGGUCUGAUCUCCCCCAGAAAUCUCCUGAAGGCAGGAUGGAGAACUUCCAGACAGUCUGGUGCCUGGGCGUCUGUGCAGUUCAGAGCUGAGUGAGUCAUGCUGGGUCCUGGUAGUUGUAUGGCACUGACAGCUUCUGGGUGCAGAGUGGGGCUUGGUGGGUCCUGCAGUACCAAAUUUACUCACUAAGGGCUUGCCCCGUGCUGCUUAGGUCUCAACACAGCAGGAACCUGUUCCUUGUCCCUUGGCCUUUAAGUUAAAACGGGAUUGCAGCGGCCAGGGAGGUGUCUUGCUACAGGAACUCUGGGCUGAACAAGCCUGUUGCUGACAGAAAACAGCAGGAGGGAGAGGGCCAUGAGAGCAGCUUCAGCCCUUGAUGUGAGACAGAUUCUGAGCAGCUGCGAAGUACCAAGUGUUUCAGGCUCUGUUUGGUGCUCAAAUGUGGGAGAGAUCCGUCUGCUUCUUGCACGUAUGGUGGGGAGGGAAAUAUCCUUGCUGAGAAUCCAAGGGAAAUGGGAACUGGGCCAGCACUGAGCUAAUUUACCUACUGGCACUUCUGCAUCUCCACAACAAAUGCCAAAGCCUAAUACAAUUCAAAGAUGCUAUUUUAACGUCGGCCUGGUUCCACCAGUCUGUCUCCACCGGCUAGUCCCAAAUAGGCUCACACCAAUAUUCUCAACGGCACAAACGUACCAAGCUGGAGCUGGGAAGGCUCAGAAAAUGUGAUCACACGGAUGGGCCUCCUGUGCUGCACCCCUGCUUCGUGCUGCCCAGCGGGUCUGGGGCACAUGCAUUCACCUUGGAUCCAAAUGGAUUUGACCCAGGAGUAUUGUAGCAUUGAAAGGUGCUGGGAUGGAUGGGAGAGGUGAAAGCAGGUCCAUGUCUUCCGGGACUCUGGCUUGCUCAGAGUUUAUUGCUGUAUAUUAAAUACUAUUUUUGGAGAUUGAGGGGAGGAUGAGGGUGGGGAGGGAUGUGACGAUGCUGUCCCCAGUCUGAUUGGUGGGAUGCUACUGCAGGUUAUUGAUAGGUUUUGAUUUUUUUUUCCCCAAAAAGUGCUUUAUUUAAAAACCCAGAAAUAUCAACAGAACAAGUGCUUUCCACCCUCCUAGAAACUGUGCUGGCUGAUUAGAAAAUGUGAAUUAUCUUUUGCAAGCAUCUAAGGUUUCUGCUGAAGAGUUUGUGUGGUGGAAAUUUGAAGGCAAGGGGCAAAGUACAGCUUCAACCAAUUUAGCUGAGAAGAGUGUGAAUCUAGAAAAUGCAGGAUCUCUGCCCUGGUGUUGUCCCCAGUCACACUUAAUGGGGAUCUGCUCUCCUGUGCUACCAUGGCUGCUCUGUCACACUGUGGCAGUUUCUGAGCUGGUGUUCUGGAGCAAAGCAGUGGCUGGAAACUGGCAGGCAAGUGGGGGCUUGAACUUUUUGUGGUUUCCUCUGGGGCUUUGUGCCUUCAGGGCUUUCCCACUUGAGAAGCAGCUGGCUUAGUAAAGCAGCCCUGGAGCCUGUGAGAGCAGAGGCAGGAUCUGUGCUCCAUGCCAGGAGGCAGCAGCCAGGACUGUGAGAGGUGGUGGUGGUGGUGUUUGGUUCCCUUUGGGGUAGCAGCAGUCAGCGUUGGCACAUGGUCCCACUGCUCCAUAGUGCCUGGCUGUGGAUGUCACCUGGGCCACUGGCAUUACAGACACAUCACAAACUACUUAAAGAUGCAGGUCUAAGUUGUCUGUAAAGGCUGAAGUAGUGUGGGGAGAAAUCUCCAUCUGUACGUGUCACCAGUACAAAGGGUUUUUGAGGAGGAUUUUUUAUUUUACUGCCCAUUGCUUUCUGUUACAACAACUUGCAGUGACACUUUUUAGUUUGAUUUGCAGCAAGCUUGGGCCCUAGGUGAAAAGCACAGAUACCUAUUUCUGAUUGCAUCGGCUUUGCAGGGACUAGUUUGGGGGAGAUGGACAUGGGGGUGGGGUUAUUUUAUUUUUGGUACAUGGUAGCAGUUUUAUUUUUUAAUUUUCCCAGGAUGUUUGGUUGAGGGAAUGUUCUGAAAUCUACUGUCUGGCAGUUUAACCAGCAGUGUGCUAAAGGAAAAUAAACAAAACUAUAUUGUCACUUGGA